This is a messenger RNA of Mesorhabditis spiculigera, 255 nucleotides long. The record is from the annotation of a GenBank genome assembly. NCBI's taxonomy places the organism in Eukaryota, Metazoa, Nematoda, Chromadorea, Rhabditida, Rhabditidae.
AUGCUAUCUAAAUAUUGGUUAUUCACACUUUUUGUCGUUGGAGCAUCAGCGUUGGGAUGUAUGCCGCAGAUCUGUUCGAAGAAUGAGGAAAACGUGCUGAGGGGCUGCCCCGAUUCUGAUGGAGGAUGUGGCCAUUAUCGGGGAGAACGUGCUGAUGGAGAAAUCGUGACGGCUGUGGAUAUCCUUUGCGGUGCUGGCGCCAUUGUUCACGCCCCAUUCGACGGAAUGAUGGAGUUCUGGAAACCGUUUGGAAAC